Amblyraja radiata (thorny skate) is the source of this 2458-nucleotide messenger RNA. It is a transcript of the gene galntl6, whose product is annotated as polypeptide N-acetylgalactosaminyltransferase like 6. Lineage: Eukaryota; Metazoa; Chordata; Chondrichthyes; Rajiformes; Rajidae. Gene Ontology annotation, cellular component: Golgi apparatus. The transcript is spliced from 12 exons. The record is from RefSeq and is a predicted model, not a curated record. Bases 1 to 1803 code for a protein of 600 amino acids. Gene Ontology annotation, biological process: protein O-linked glycosylation. Gene Ontology annotation, molecular function: polypeptide N-acetylgalactosaminyltransferase activity.
AUGAAGCGAAAACAGAAGCGUUUCUUGCAGAUGACCGGCCUGGUAAUCGUGGCACUGAUUUUCUUGCCCAACGUUGGACUAUGGUCCCUUUACAAAGAGAAGCACUUGGAUAAAUCUACUGAGUCGGGAGAUCAGGGGUUCCCAUUCAUCCCAAAUGUAGACCGUUCCUACGGCUGGCCGGACGGAUUGAAGAGGAUAGACUGGCACAACUAUCAGAGCAUUCAGGAGGAUCUCAUGCGCUCAGGAAAGGGUGAGCACGGGAAGCCGUACCCACUGGCGGAGGAGGAUCAGUCCGAUUCAAUGUACAGAGAAAACGGCUUCAACAUUUUUGUCAGCAACAACAUCGCCUUGGACCGCUCUCUGCCUGAUAUUCGCCAUCCAAACUGCAAGCAGAAACUGUACCUGGAGAAGUUGCCGAACACCAGCAUCAUCAUCCCCUUCCACAACGAGGGAUGGUCGUCGCUCCUGCGGACGGUGUACAGCGUGGUCAACCGCUCGCCAGAUCAGUUGGUGGCAGAAAUCAUUCUGGUGGACGACUACAGCGACAGGGAGCACUUGAAAGAACGUUUAGAGGAAUACAUGUCUAGAUUUCCAAAAGUGAGGAUCAUACGCACCAAAAAGAGAGAAGGUCUGAUCCGGACCAGGUUACUUGGAGCUUCAGUGGCCAAAGGCGAAGUGUUGACCUUCCUGGACUCCCACUGUGAGACUAACGUGAACUGGUUGCCGCCACUACUUGAUCAGAUUGCACAGAACCACAGGACGAUCGCCUGCCCGAUGAUUGACGUCAUUGACCACAACCACUUUGGCUACGAGACACAGGCAGGAGAUGCCAUGCGGGGAGCCUUUGACUGGGAGAUGUACUACAAGCGCAUCCCCAUCCCUCCGGAGCUGCAGAGAGCCGACCCCAGCGAACCCUUCGAAUCCCCUGUUAUGGCUGGAGGGCUUUUUGCCGUGGACCAGCGGUGGUUCUGGGAGCUGGGUGGCUAUGACCCAGGGCUGGAGAUCUGGGGAGGGGAGCAAUACGAGAUAUCAUUCAAGGUUUGGAUGUGCGGGGGACAUAUGUACGACGCGCCUUGCUCCCGGGUCGGUCACAUCUACAGGAAGUACGUCCCCUACAAGGUUCCCUCCGGCACCAGCUUGGCAAGGAACCUGAAGCGAGUGGCGGAAACGUGGAUGGAUGAAUACGCCGAGUUCAUCUACCACCGGAGGCCCGAGUAUCGGCACCUCUCCACCGGCGACAUCACCGCGCAGAAGGUCCUGCGGAAGCAUCUCAAGUGCAAGGACUUCAAGUGGUUCAUGACGGAGGUAGCCUGGGACCUGCCCAAGUACUACCCGCCUGUGGAACCCUCACCAGCCGCUUGGGGAGAAAUCCGGAACGCGGCCACCAACCGAUGUGUGGACAGUAAGCACGGGGCGACAGGAGCAGACCUAAGGCUCGACAUCUGCAUCAAGGAUGGUUCUGAACGCACGUGGUCACACGAGCAGAUAUUCACCUUUGGUUGGCGAGAGGACAUUCGGCCUGGAGAGCCACUACACACCAGGAAGUUCUGUUUUGAUGCUAUAUCCCACAGCAGCUUUGUCACUCUGUACGACUGCCACGGUAUGAAGGGCAACCAACACUGGCGCUAUCGGAAGGAUAAAACCCUGUAUCACCCUGUGAGCAACAGCUGCAUGGACUGCAGCCGAGCCGACAAGAAGAUUUUCAUGAGCCGAUGUAACCCCUCAGUGCACACCCAACAGUGGAUUUUCCAACACGUCAAUGUGACUGUUCUGGACAAAUUCAACAGUAACUCCAGCUCAUAGUGGGACAUCUUUGCCGCAGCGGAGAUUGUGCACAUGUGGCGAGUCAGUUCUUCGGCUGGUGCUGACCGCGUCCAGAUCAGAUUCGUUCAGGUGUCGAGUUUCGUAGGUACGGGGGUAGUGAUGCGGGGCGGGAUGGGGUGUGCGUGUGUGCUUGUGCGCGGGGCGGGGCAGGGCAGCGGGCUCAUUCUCAGGAUCGGUGGCGGCCGCAGCCAAAACUAUGAACGCGACUGACGCACUUUGGAUGGAAGAUGGGGGAAGAUGAAAAAAAUAACGAACCUCACUAGCUGUCACGACAACGUGGAAAGGCUCGCGAGGGCUCGGGGGUGCCUUGCUGGUCAAGAGCGGACUGGUUUUACUGGUGCACUGGACUUAACGAAAGAGAGCUGGAAUUCUGCAGAAUCUCAGGUCAAUUCUGCUCCUGUGUAUCUCGAAGUGGAUGCUGAUUGCACUUUUUGUUCUAGGGCAGGUCACAGCUCGACUGAUCAGCAAAGUGCAUGGCUGAUUCCAAGUCAAACCUGUUGACCAGACCCUACAGAAGAGCUAGCCAGUAUCCAACAAUUAUACUGAGCUUUUUUUUAAAAGAAAAAAACCCUGUUUGGGCUUUGUGAACAACUGUCUUUUCUUUUUUUUGUAUGUAUUAAAUUGGAAAACAAAA